GACUCGGCAGCAGGGUUUCACAGCAGCAGCAGCAGCAGCUUGUCCUGGAUUACGAACCAUAGCUGAGGAGCUAAAAGAGGCUGUCACAUUGGAGAAGACAGGCGGUUGUAGUGCUGAACUAACUGAAGGAUUGUUUUUUUUUUUUGUCUCCUCUGUGUCUUCUACUACACUGUUUUCCAAGUCAGCUGCCUCCCGGGCUUGAUUAAUUUACAAGGCUGUGCAGAGGCACGCAGAGGGAUUUAAUUAGAGGCUGGAAGCCAACGCUGAGGGUAUCUGAAGAGGAAUUGGAAGAUAAGGAGCUGACAACACAGACCUGUCCCAUAUUGAUCUUCUGUCUAUCUCUCUCUCUCUCUCUCUCUCUGUCUCUCUCUCUCCCUCUCUAUCUCUGUCUCUCUCACUCCCUCUCGGAGGGACACCAAACACCUCUGACCCGGAAACAGCCUGUCUGUCAGGCAAGGUGGAUGUUAGGAUAAAAACUUCUUGAGGAUUUCACUGAGUUGCUCCCUUGACGUCUUCUCCUCCUCACCCCACAGUUCUCUCCCCUGAGGCAGGGCUGUGUGAACGGUUCAGAGGGGGGCAGCGGUAGGGGCUGUGAGGAGCGGAGAGGGGCUGUGCCGGGGUCCUCAGGGGCAGAGGAAGAAGCAGCAGCCUGUCCUGGCCUGGCCUCUAUGCGGUUGUGGAAGGGGACAGGGUCAGGGAGCCUGGGGCUGGUUCAGGCCGCAGGGUCUGGUGGUGGGAUAGAAAGACAGGUGCUGCUGCGGCCAUCAUGGAGAGGAGUGGCUGCAUCCCCCUAUGCUGGGCCCGGGGCACCUGUGUUUACGCUCAACACCCUCCACUCCCAAAAUAUGACAGACAGCUAGCCCCCACCAAAGGAAGCAUGGCGUCAGCGUACCUGGACCCCAACCUGAACCACCAUGCUGGGUUGGGCGGUGGGGUGUCGAAGCCGGGGACAAUGGACCGCGUGCUCAAGAUCCACCACUACUUGGAGAGCAACAGUGAACCAUCCACCUGGGCCAGCCACAUCCGCCACGGAGAUGCCACUGACGUCAGGGGUAUCAUCCAGAAGAUAGCAGACAUCCACAAGGUGAAGUGUGUUUCCUGUCUGGGCCUGCGUCUCAGCCACCUGCGCUCAGGGAACAUCCACUGGCUGCACCCCGACAUGGGGGUGUCCCGCGUCAGGGAGAGGUACGAGCUGCUCCACCCUCAGGAUGAGUGGAGGUAUGAGCUACGGAUACGCUACUUGCCAAAAGGAUUCUUGAACCAUUUUUCAGAAGACAAACCUACACUGAACUACUUCUACCAUCAGGUCAAGAGUGACUACAUGUUGGAGGUAGCUGAUCGAGUCGACCAAGACAUUGCACUUAAAUUGGGCUGCCUUGAAAUCAGGAGAUUUUUUAGGGAAAUGCGAGGAAAUGCCCUGGAUAAGAAAUCAAAUUAUGAAUUAUUAGAAAAAGAUGUGGGUUUACGAAGAUUCUUCCCCAAGAGUUUGCUGGACUCUGUGAAGGCUAAACCACUAAGGAAACUGAUUCAGCAGACCUUCAAACAAUUUGCCAACCUAAACGAUGAACAGAGCAUUCACAAGUUCUUUGAGAUCUUGUCUCCCAUUUACAGAUUCGACAAGGAAUGUUUUAAAUGUGCCCUUGGGUCCAGUUGGAUUAUCUCUGUGGAGCUUGCCAUUGGACCUGAGGAGGGCAUCAGCUACCUGACAGACAAAGGAUCGACUCCGACACAUCUGGCCAACUUCACCCAGGUACAGACCAUCCAGUACUCCAGCACAGAGGACAAGGUGCGCCAGGGGAUGCUGCUGCUCAAUGUGGCUGGAGCCCCUGAGCCUCUGACGGUGACCACAGCGUCUCUGAACACGGCAGAGAACAUGGCUGACCUGAUAGACGGAUACUGUCGCCUGGUCAACGGAGUCUCCCAGUCCUUCAUCGUCCGUGUUCAAAAGGAGGGAGAGAGAGCUCUACCUUCCAUCCCAAAGUCCACCCCAAAAGUCUCCAACCAUGAGAAACGUCUGGAUGGGGGGGUCCGGACACGGGUCGCAUGUGUCUCAGAGACAGACGACUAUGCGGAGAUCAUAGAUGAUGAGGAUACCUACACCAUGCCCUCCAAAUACUAUGGACUAGAGGAAGCCAGGGACUAUGAGAUUCAGAGACAGAGGAUUGAGCUGGGUCGCUGUAUCGGAGAGGGACAGUUCGGGGACGUCCACCAGGGAGUCUACAUGAGCCCGGAAAACCCUGCUCUGUCUGUGGCCAUCAAGACGUGUAAGAACUGCACCUCUGAUAGUGUCAGGGAGAAGUUCUUACAAGAAGCUCUGACCAUGCGUCAGUUUGACCACCCCCACAUAGUGAAGCUGAUUGGAGUGAUCACAGAAAACCCAGGGUGGAUCAUCAUGGAGCUGUGUACACUGGGAGAGCUACGCUCCUUCCUGCAAGUGAGAAAAUACAACCUCGACUUGGCAUCACUGAUUCUCUACGCUUUCCAGCUAAGCACAGCACUCGCCUACCUGGAGAGCAAGCGUUUUGUACAUAGGGAUAUAGCUGCCAGGAACGUGCUGGUAUCCUCAGUGGACUGUGUUAAACUGGGAGACUUUGGCUUGUCUCGAUACAUGGAGGACAGCUCCUAUUACAAAGCCUCCAAAGGGAAACUGCCUAUCAAAUGGAUGGCACCAGAGUCUAUUAACUUCAGACGCUUUACCUCAGCCAGUGACGUGUGGAUGUUUGGUGUGUGUAUGUGGGAGAUCCUCAUCUACGGAGUCAAACCCUUCCAGGGGGUGAAGAACAACGAUGUCAUCGGCCGGAUAGAGAACGGAGAGCGUCUGGCCAUGCCCCACAACUGCCCCCCUACCCUGUACAGCCUGAUGACCAAGUGCUGGGCCUACGACCCUAGCAAGAGACCCUGCUUCACAGAGCUCAAAGCCCAGCUCAGUCAGAUAUUGGAGGAGGAGAAGCUCCAGCAGAAGGAGAGGACACGUAUGGAGAUGAGACGUCAGGUCUCUGUGUCCUGGGACUCAGGGGGGCCUGACGAGGCGCCGCCUAAACCCAGCAGACCAGGGUACCCAAGCCCACGCUCCAGUGAGGGGUUCUACCCCAGCCCACAGCACCUGGGGCAGCCCACCCACUACCAGAUGGCAGGAUACCCAGGCCCCCACGGCAUGCCCUCCAUGACCAGUGGGAUGUACCCUCCCCAGGCCUCCCACGAUCCCCAUGACACCUGGAACCCCCACCGACAGCAGGACCUCCCCAUGUGGUCCCCCAACAUGGAGGACAGGGGGUCUCUGGACAUGCAGGUGAUGGGUCAGGUUCUCCCCCCCCUCCUGAUGGAGGAACAGCUGAUGAUGCAACAGCAGCAGAUGGAGGAGGACCAGCGGUGGCUGGAGCAGGAGGAACGCUUCCUGAAGCCGGAUUCAAGGAAUUCCAGAGGCAGCAUUGACCGGGAUGACUGCAUCCUCCAGGGCCAAACAGGAAACCAGCACAUAUACCAACCCAUAGGCAAACCAGAACAUGCAGCUCCACCAAAGAAACCUCCCCGUCCUGGAGCCCCCAGUCACCUGGGUAGUCUGGCCAGCCUGAACCCUGUGGACAGCUACAAUGAGGGAGUGAAGCCCUGGCGGCUCCAGCCUCAGGAGAUCAGCCCACCCCCCACUGCUAACCUGGACCGCUCUAAUGACAAGGUCUAUGAGAAUGUCACAGGACUGGUGAAGGCUGUCAUAGAGAUGUCCAGUAGAAUUCAGCCUGCGCCUCCCGAGGAAUACGUGCCAAUGGUCAAGGAUGUGGGUCUGGCACUGAGGACACUCCUGGCCACAGUGGAUGAAACAAUCACGUUACUUCCAGCUAGCACACACAGAGAGGUGGAGAUGGCCCAGAAGCUGUUGAACUCUGACCUGGCGGAGCUGAUCAACAAGAUGAAGCUGGCCCAGCAGUACGUCAUGACCAGCCUGCAGCAGGACUACAAGAAACAGAUGCUGACAGCCGCCCACGCCCUGGCUGUAGACGCCAAGAACCUUCUAGACGUCAUCGACCAGAGCCGGCUCAGGAUGUUGGGCCAGGCCCAGCCGCCACCUCACUAGUGCUGGGGGAGGAGGGUGUGGAGUGUGGGAUGAACGGACUCAACUCAAAGCUUCUGGCUGAAUGACUGUCUGGACAGAUGGAAGCCAUGUGGGGGCGCCCUUGGGUUUGUUCACCUGUUCUGUCAUUUCUAAUCAGUGAUUACUUCAAGGAAGGGAGGAAUGAGGAAGAAUGCACUGUGAAGGAAUUUGAAUGGGGCACUGCUUCUACAGGACCGUCAGAUGGACUGGACUCCAUGUGCAUCACCAGGCAGACUAGCGACCACCUCUGACCCUCACUCCCAACACACCACUACUUUUUAUAGACUUGGAAUCUUUGAAGAGUUAUUUUAUUUUAUGCUGCACCGAUUGUGUCGGCUGACUAACUGUGAAUUCCUACAGUCCCAGAUUUCAUCUGAAGAAGAAUCAGGAGGCACACUUCAGAAAUUGCUCUCCCCAGAGGACAUAUGGGAGAUGAUGUGGACAACACAACUGAACUAGAACCUCUAUUCUUUAGUAGACAGAACACUGAACUCCUCACACUACGUCUAACAUGUCUGCGUCAUUGUUAACACUUGUCACAAGCUCAAUAGUGAUUCAUGGAGGAUCACAAACACUGGGAUAUAUUUUGUCUUGGCUCAGUCGGCCAUCUUGUCAAAUAGGAGAAAAUAAAGGAUGAAAUAAAAUGAUGACAAAAAGACAAA
Molecule: messenger RNA, 4749 nt
Organism: Salmo salar (Atlantic salmon)
Lineage: Eukaryota; Metazoa; Chordata; Actinopteri; Salmoniformes; Salmonidae
Source: RefSeq, a predicted model, not a curated record